This is a messenger RNA of Paralichthys olivaceus (Japanese flounder), 1820 nucleotides long. It is a transcript of the gene kcnk2b, whose product is annotated as potassium channel, subfamily K, member 2b. The record is from RefSeq and is a predicted model, not a curated record. Gene Ontology annotation, cellular component: plasma membrane. Gene Ontology annotation, molecular function: outward rectifier potassium channel activity; potassium ion leak channel activity. Gene Ontology annotation, biological process: potassium ion transmembrane transport; stabilization of membrane potential. NCBI's taxonomy places the organism in Eukaryota, Metazoa, Chordata, Actinopteri, Pleuronectiformes, Paralichthyidae.
AAGAGAUGGUAGAGAAUGGCUGCACCUGACCUUCUUGACCCCAAGUCUGCCGCCCACAACUCCAAGCCUCGCCUGUCCUUCUCGGCCAAUCCUGUGGUGCUGAACCCUCCGGAGGAUGAGUGCGACACCCGGAUUACAGUCAUGAGGUGGAAAACAGUGUCCGCGAUCUUCUUCCUGGUGGUGCUCUACCUAAUAAUCGGGGCAACGGUGUUCAGGGCUCUGGAGCAGCCGCACGAGAGCUCCCAGAAACUGGCCAUUCUUGCAGAAAAACUGGACUUCCUGGCCACGCACGCCUGCGUCAACUCCUCCCAGCUGGAGGAUCUGGUGAAGCAAGUCGUUUCUGCAGUUCGGGCGGGUGUGAAUCCAUCAGGAAAUUCAUCCAAUCAGACGAGCCUCUGGGACCUCAGUUCCUCUUUCUUCUUUGCUGGAACUGUUAUCACCACCAUCGGGUUUGGGAACAUCUCUCCUCACACAGAGGGAGGUCGGAUCUUCUGUAUAAUCUACGCUCUGCUGGGGAUUCCCCUGUUUGGAUUCUUAUUGGCUGGUGUCGGAGACCAGUUGGGAACCAUUUUUGGGAAGGGCAUCGCCAAAGUGGAGAAGAUGAUAGUGAAAUGGAAAGUCAGCCAGACGAAAAUCCGCGUCAUCUCCACGUUGGUCUUCAUCCUGUUCGGGUGCCUCAUCUUUGUGGCGCUGCCGGCCGUCAUCUUCAAGCACAUCGAGGGCUGGAGCACCCUCGAGUCCAUCUACUUCGUUGUCAUCACCCUCACCACUAUCGGCUUCGGGGACUUCGUGGCUGGUGCCUCAGAGAACAAUCCAGACUACCUGGACUAUUACAAGCCUGUGGUGUGGUUUUGGAUCCUGGUGGGCCUCGCAUACUUUGCCGCCGUGCUCAGUAUGAUUGGGGACUGGUUCCGGGUCAUUUCCAAGAAAACUAAGGAGGAGGUCGGGGAGUUUCGGGCUCACGCAGCUGAGUGGACGGCGAAUGUGUCAGCAGAGUUCAAAGAGACCCGGCGGCGGCUCAGCGUUGACAUAUAUGACAAGUUCCAGCGCGCGGCGUCCAUCAAGCGCAAGCUGUCCUCCGAGCUGGGCAUCAACACAGCCCUCAACCAGGAAAUGACCCCUGGCAAGAGGACGCUGUCGGCCAACCUGUACGAGGACAAGGAGGGUUACCCCAACUUGACUCUCUCACUCAGCCCUGUCCCCGGGGCCCUCACCAGGAACGGCACCCUCUACCUAAACGGCCUCAGCCCAGACUACGCCGACCGGCGGGAGAUCGCCAUCAUCGAAAAUCUGAAAUGAGGAGCAGAGUGAAAAUGAGAUUCAGAGAAUUGAGUGAAAUGCACAAUACACACUUUUUUGUGCUUAUUGACUGCGGUGGUAAGGCUGAUGAACACACAUGGUUUAGAGUGAUCAUCAGCUCCAACAACUGUUUGAUAACCUUGAGUGACUCAAACAGACCAAUCCUCGUCCUCUGUACUUUCAUGUGUGUUUUUAAUACUCAGACAAAAUCCUAUUGGGUGCGAUAGAGGUUCACAGGUUCCGUUCAUUCAAUGGAGUCCAACAUCCACGACAACAUGAUCGACAAAUCCGACGCGUGUCCUUGACUGGAGUUUCACCGUCUUCUCUCUGAGCAGGAAGGUAUUUAAAGCCCAUAUUGAGGUAGCAACACACUGAACUUCAUUUUCUUAUGUCGCCUGUAAACACGGACACAAACACAUUCACCCAACUCAGAAAAGCAAUAGACACACGUGUGCUCAUCUCCUGUUCUAUUUCCAGUGGCCCUGAAAUCUGCAUCAGAUAAAGAGGACCCUCCGAUCGUG